Drosophila biarmipes is the source of this 3781-nucleotide messenger RNA. Its product is annotated as protein RUFY3. The transcript is spliced from 6 exons. Lineage: Eukaryota; Metazoa; Arthropoda; Insecta; Diptera; Drosophilidae. Gene Ontology annotation, cellular component: cytoplasm. Bases 286 to 2877 code for a protein of 863 amino acids. The record is from RefSeq and is a predicted model, not a curated record. Gene Ontology annotation, molecular function: metal ion binding.
UAAAAAUGUCACCGGAAAUGAAUGUGCAUCAGAUGUAUCUAAAGUUUAGAUAUAAACCUUCGAGAACACCCCCAACGAAAGCUCCCGAAAAGCUCGCCAACUUCGCGACAAAUCAAUAGGAUAAAGAACUUUAUGCCAGUCUUACUCAACGCGUACACAACAGGAUAACGCAGCCACCUCAAAGCGGCGAGAAUUUUCGGUUAUUUGGUUAUUUUCACAAAAUAAUCCCUCUUCCAAAGAGGUUUUCGAAAAGGAAAACACUUUAAGUUGCGAAGCCCCAGCAAAAUGCGUGGACUCGUCGAGGAUACGAAAAAGACCAAGUUGUCGUCCACGAACAACAACAACAUCAGCAGCAACAGUCGCUUAAAGUCGGCUACUACUGUGCCAGGAUCAAGUGCCAGUGGCAGCAGCUCGAAGACACUGAGGAGUGCGGUGAAAACCCCGACGAUGAGCAGCACGACGUCAUUGGCCGCGGGAGCAGUGGCGGCCAAGAAGACGCCUCAAACGGGGCCACAACAAGUUGGCAAGUCUGCAAAGUCCUCGACGGCAGCGGCAACAACAACUGCUGCCGGAACUGGAGCAGCAACAACAAGGGCCCAGGCAGCGGCGGCCAAAGCCCAAAAGGGUCAGAAUCCACCCCCACAACAAGUGCAGCCCAAGCAGCAACAGCAGCAGCAGCAACAACCACAGACACAGCAGCAACCCUUAGUGUUGCAGCCGCAGCAGCAACACCAGGCCAACAACAGCAGCAACACGAUUGCCCUGCCCAAAGCCUCGCAUGCCAACACCAGCGAGGAGCUGGCCGGCGGUGUCCAGGACACCAUAUACCUGUGCAACUUUCGGGUGUCCGUCGAUGGCGAGUGGCUGUGUCUCAAGGAGCUGCAGGACAUUGAUGUUGCCGGCGGCACAGGCAGUCAGGCUGUGCAGACGAGUGAAAAACUGGGCGGAGGAGGCCAAUCCCAGUCUGGCUUUGGAUCCAACUACAACGGGGGCUCGAACUCCAGCAAGCGCAACAGUAAGCGCUUCUCCGGAUUGUCCACCGGCAGUGGAGGCGGCGGAAACGGCGGCAGCGGCGGAGGCGGCGCCCUGGACAUCACGGACAAUGGUAUUAUGGCAAUUGAAAACCUUAUCGGCCGCCGACUGUGCGACAUGGUCCACAGUGGCUCCUCGGCACUCGGCCAGUCCCAGUCGCACUCCCAGUCGCAGUCGCACCAGAGUGUCGGCCUCUUCGCCGAGUGGUCGCAUCUCUCCAGGGAUACGGCAGAAAUAGAGCGCAGCAAUCUGGUGAAUAUUUGCAAGUUGGUGGUCAAGGAGCUGUUGGAGCAGUCCCUCCGCUAUGGACGCAUGCUGGACUCGGAUCAUCUGCCGCUGCAGCAUUUCUUCAUCGUCAUUGAGCACGUCCUGGGCCAUGGCUUGAGGCCUAAGAAGGGUCUCCUGGGGCCGCGCAAGGAGCUGUGGGACCUGCUGCAGAGCGUCGAGCACUACUGCCCGGAGGCGCAGGACAUCACGGCCAGUGUCAGGGAUCUGCCCACCGUUCGCACCCACAUUGGCCGGGCUCGGGCCUGGCUAAGAAUUGCCCUGAUGCAAAAGAAGCUAUCGGACUACCUGCAGGCCCUCAUCGAGCACAGGGAUGAUUCACUGUACGACUACUACGAGCCGCAUGCCCUGAUGAUGAGCGAUGAGAUCGUUGUGAUAAUGGGCAUUCUAGUGGGUUUGAACGUAAUCGAUUGCAAUCUGUGCGUCAAGGAGGAGGAUCUGGACUCCCAGCAGGGCGUCAUCGACUUUUCGCUGUACCUGCGUUCCAGUUCACGGAAUGCCGAUGCCGCGCCGGAGGACAGUGCUCCGCCCGCCCUGCUGGAUGCCACUGGCCAGGGCAACAUGAUUGCGGUGCUGGACCAGAAGAACUACAUUGAGGAGCUCAACAGGCACCUAAACGCCACUGUGGGCAAUCUUCAGGCCAAGGUAGAGUCGCUGACGACCACGAAUGCCCUGAUGAAGGAGGAUUUGGCCAUUGCUCGUAAUAGUUUGUUGGCCCUGCAAGCCGAAAACCAGGCCAUGCGGCAGUCCACUCCGGCGGCGGAUAAUACUUCCACAGGUUCAGGGGGUUCCUCCGACAAGGACAAGGAGAAGGCUUCGGAGGAGCUGCUGGAGGAGCGUCGCAAGACCAGCGAGUUGGAGAAGGAACUCAAGCUGCAGGUGUCCCUCAAGGCGGAGUCCGACAUGGCAAUGAAGCUGCUGGAGAAGGACAUCCACGAGAAGCAGGACACGAUAGUCUCGCUGCGCCGCCAACUGGACGACAUCAAGCAGAUCAACUUGGAGAUGUACCGCAAGCUGCAGGAAUGUGAAGAUGAACUCACACAAAAGGGCGAGAUGGUCUCGCGCCUGCAAACGAAAGCCUCACAAAUUGGUAACAUUUUACAAUCGCUAGAAAAGAAAUACGAAUCGAAGCUCGUCGACCAGCACCACUAUGGAUCUGGGUCGGGAUCGGGAUCGGGAUCAGGAGCUGGAGCUGGGGGCGGAUCCAUUGGCGGAGACCGCUCCCCCAACACCAGACGACAGCAGAAUCUGGAGAAGUUCGAGGCGCUCACCAAGAAGCACAAACAGGACGCAGGCCCGCCCAUGAAGCGGAUGCACCUCAAGAUGGACGCCUUUCCGCCCUUCGAUCCGAGCAAGUACCGCAAGUCGCCGCGCCAGCCGGAUGCACCCAAUCCGGAGGAGCUGCCGGAGAGCAAGGAUGCCAAGACGCCCACGUCCGCCAAGUCCCUGAACGAUGAGCUGGCCGAGGCGGCGGCUGUGGUGAGCCAGCACUUCGGAGUGGAUGCAUCUCAGAGCGAUUAUGUCCUGUGCCGGGAGCAGACAGCCGAGGGAGAUACUUAAGCCGCAGCUAAAUCUAGAAUAAGACUCCUUGUUUCUAAGGCCAGUUUCGGUUUUCACCAGAACUAAAUGUAUUAACUUUUCCGAUUUCCACAAAUCGAUGUAAUAUCCAAAUUUGAAUUUAAUUUUCUUUUUCCAUUUCUUGAUGGCUGAAAUAAGGUUUUUAUCUUUACUGAAUGAAUUUAGUGCCUGACUGCAUUUAUACAUAAGGAGAGAUUUAAUUUAUUAAUCUUAUUUAACAUGUAUAAGGAGAAAUUAUUGUUGAGAGUUCAUUUCAAACAAAUUUGCUACUCUGAUUUACUGUAUAAGCUACAGAUUAAUUAUUCCACCAUGUGAAAAUCGGAACAGGCCUGCAUUGCUCUCAACAUCCUUGGGACCUGGACAACCACUCAAAGUCCGCCUCCAGGUCCCGGACGGAACUUAAAGUGCAACUACCUAGACAAACCUAAAGUUAUAUAGCCCUAUAGCCGGUGUGUGUACCAUAUAGGAUGCCUUUACGCCCUAGACCAGAUCUCCAAAACGGAUAGAAUGUAUUGUUAAAGGUUUUGAAUUACUACAGUGUGCAACCUGUUAGCUAAAUUAUCUUCCCAGAGCCCCCGUAAACAAUGAUUAUAUACGAUUAUACUAUAGCGACGUAUGUAUGUAUAUAUGUAUAGUGUGAUUAAGAGGCUUCAGAUGUUUAUUAUACAUAUGUAUGUACGUAUGGACCCCCCCGCAAUCGCUUAUAUUGUAACUAUACACCCAGCCUAGUCGAAUAAAAAAAUAUUGUACUUAUAUACUAUGAAUAAAUAUUGAGACUAUAUGAAUCUACAAGUCCAUGCAAUCUAUUAUACGCGUUGGAGCUUGUGUAUAUAUUCUAAUACUCGUACUCUCAAAAUCGAUCCCAGAUGAAUAAAACUUAUCCGAA